GGGUCGAAAUUCAAACAUCUGCCGCUGCACGGCCCAUCCAUUUUGAAAGUAAAAAUACUGCAUGACCCGGGACUUCUCGCGCGGUGUUUCCUGGCGGUUGAAAAGGCCUGGGCGACGUCUUUGGCGGGCAGCGGUGGCCGCGUAAGAUGACGUAGUGGUGGCCGGCUGCGUCUCGGUGCGCGUUGCGCUCGACGGGGGGCGUGAACGGAGUGCGCGUCGCGCGUCCCUCUGGGCCGCGGACGGGAAAUAGGUUGGUAGAGAGCGAGGCGCUUCUAGAGGCCGAUGGAUGCCAGGCCGAGGCUCGGGACGCCAUUUUGAUAUACGGUCGCACGUCAAGAGGCAGAGGUACCUCGCGGCCGCGACCGAGGGUCGGAGUUACGCGCCGUGCCGAGUCGUGCUGCGCGGUCUGCGCUCGGCGGUGCGCCCGCGGUGACGCGUUAAGGUUAACUCGGCCGGAGGUGAGGUUAACCGCGCUCGCCUCGCCUCGCCUCGCCGCGCCGCGCCUCGCGGAGAGUGCCUCUAACCCCGCCGGAAAGAGGAGACCGGAGUGACAGGUGAAUCGAUCGGACGUGCCCCGAGCGCGACGCGCGACCUCGGCGCCCGGCCGACGAGAGUCCGACCGAGAGACGUCGCCAGGAUCCGGAACCGUCGAGGGACGCCCAGCGUCCCGACGACGGGCCCACCGGGACGAGUCCGGCAGGGUCCGCCAGGGUCCAAGAGACGCCACUGGACAGCUGGGAACGUAGCCUGCAGGUACGGCACGGACAGGGCCAGGUCUUCGGAGCUGUCCGAGGACCUUCCCCGAGGGUAAGCCGGGGCACCGAGUCCUCCUACUGAAUCGGCGUCGGUUCUCCAGGUGAUACGAAUCGAGCCUGGAACCUGGCACGAGAAGAACCGGCGUAUGGACGUCCCAGAGGUCGAGCGCCACGCAAGAAGGAAACCGGGUUCUCGUGGCAUCGAGGAACACGGGCCGAUGACUUAACCCUGGAUACAGGGAGGAGCAAGGAAAGGCGUGGAAAGUUCCAGAGAAGAAAGUUAGGGACUUUGUGAACUCGUUUCCUGAUGUCGGGGAUGGAGCGCGACCUUGGGUCGCAUCCAAGUCGGAGCCCCAACGUGGAGAGGCGUAAAUGUUCUCCCGGAAGCUAAACCCAUGCGAGCCUCCUGCCCUGUGCCCUGCGAACUCACAGCCGGAGAGACCCUCGACUAGUGCGCCUUCGCUCGGGCUCUUCGUCUCCCUCUGGCCCGAAACAUGGCCAAGAUCCUGAACAAGGACCCCGUCACCUACGAGCGGGAACGAGAGACCUUCCUCAAGGAGCUGCACCACUUCCACGAAACCAGGGGGACGCCGUUCAGGAAGCCCCCGAAGGUCGGCGGCAAGGAGGUGGACCUCUACCUGCUAUACGUACUCGUCACCGCCCAUGGAGGAUGGAUCAAGGUAAACUCGAGGAACGAGUGGACGAUCCUCUGCGAGCAAUUCCACCUGCCGAAGGACUGCGUCAACAGCGGGGUCGGCCUCAAGCAGAUCUACCUCCGGUACCUGGACAGGUACGAGAAGGUCCACUACCUCGGCGAGGACGGCCAGCAGGCCGACGACGACGACGAGGACUCGCGACACCGCAAGUGGUCCGCCAGGGCUCUCCACUCGGUCCCGCUCUCCUACAACCACCACCAGCACAACAUCGCCGAAUCCCUGCGCGAGUACAACGGACUCUCGGCUAACCUCUACAAGCCGUCUAACUACGACAAGCUCGCGCUUUCUUUGCUGUCGCCGCUCCCGAACGAGCAGGACUUUGCGAUCAACGUCUGCACCCUCCUCUCGAACGAGGGUCGUCACACCCUUCGCCUGGACAAGUAUCCCCGGCUGGUGAACAUCCUCCUGGCGCACGCCGGGGUCUUCGACUCCCCGGGGACCAGGCAGCUCUUCAUCGAGGUCUACUCCCGGGUGCGCAACUACUCGAUCAACUCGUUCUGGUGCGACGUUAUCGACGCCCAGGACGUCCUGGAUCUGACCGACGAGAGGACCUUCGUGAAGAAGCCCCCGACGAUCCUGCGCACCUUCUCCAGGAGGAAGACCUUGGAAAAGGAGAGGCAGUCCAGGGCCCAGGCCAGGACGGAGGGCGAGGACUGCGCACCGCUACCCAUGGACGUCGACGGGGUCAUCCCGGACUGUCCCCGGCUGGAGGCCGCCUCGUCGCCGCUCCCAGAGGACCGGUUCAAGGACCUCAACCAGAACUCGAUCAAGUUCGAGGACGAAGACAAGGACUUGUUCUGUGUUGGACGGACGUUGGGCACGCAGGAUCCGUACGGGCAGCGUGUCCUACAGAUCGCCUCGAUAUUGCGGAACUUGAGUUUCUGCCCGGAAAACGCGGCGGUUCUGGGACGUAAUCGGUGUUUCUUGAGAUUCGUAUUGUUGUGCGUGAGGGCCCGGUGGAGCAAUCUCCACCAGCUGGGCUUCGACCUCCUCGGGAACGUCGCCGGGGAGAUCAUUCUCAAGGAGGCCGGCGACCGGAUCACCGACGUCGUCCUGACGGCGGUGGCCAGGGGCAUCGACUCCCAGGACAGGUUCAUCGUCAUCUCCUGCCUGGAGGUCCUCAACAAGGUCAGCCAGCAGGACAACAACGAGGAGGUCGUCACCUUCGGCCUCGACGACUGCGUAUACGAGAUCAUAUGCAGGUUUCUGGCGCUUAGCGACAUCGCCCUGCUGGUGUACACCCUGGAGUGCCUGUACGCCCUGACCUCGUUGGGCGAGAGGCCGUGCACGAGCGUCGCGCGGGUACGCGGAGCCAUCGACACGCUGGUCGCCCUGGUCACGGUGGAGGCACAGAGCUACGGGCCGAAGGCCUGCAUCCUGAUGCGCGUCGUCGAGACGGUGUCGACGAUAAGCGUGCCGACGAGCACGGCGGCGACUCCGGCGGCUGCCGGGGCGCCGGGCGCGACGCACGCCGCCUCCGUCCCGACCACGCCGACCACCGCGACGCCGACGCCUGCCCCCUCCCCCGUGAGCCCGGCCACUUCGAGGCCGACCACCCCGGCCACCCCCGUCAAAGCCUCCGCCGCUCAAAAAGCCCUGGAGGCGGCCAACUCGAUCCAGCAGCAGCACGCCCACCAGCAGAUCAUCCAGGAGAACGAGCAGUUCGCCCUGGGCUGGCUGAGGGCAACGUUCGAGCUGGCCCCGGGAGUGCGCAUCGAGCAGGAGGAGCUCUACAAGAAGUACCUCGGCUGCUGCACCAAGAUCGGCAGGCGGGGCGUCAUCGCGCCGCCUCACUUCCCGAGAUGCGUCAGGUCCGUGUUCGGCGGCACGGUCGGGCCCAACCCGCUGAAGGGCGAGACCACGGGCUCCCAGUACUACGAGGGCAUCCGGGUGCGGUCGGUGCCGGGCCCCGUGACGUAUCCGGGGCAGACCGCAGCGGGGACCAACGCCGCCCCCGUCCCCGGGCUCAACGCAACUCCAGUAAAGGUGCUUCCCGUUCAACAGCGUACCGCCAAGACCAUAAGUCCCGCCCCCGAUAACGGCACGGCUCUAGAUAGCCCCGCGACCGGACCCCCCAGGGCUCCGGCUCCCGCCUCCCCCAUCCUCAAGGCCCAGUUGUCCGCCCCGCCAAAACCACCCUCCGGUUCUCCGAAUCAACCCCAGAGUCUACCCCAGAGUCCAGUGACCAAGGUUGACUCGAAAAGUCAGGUGUCAGUGUCGCACCCCCACCUGAGCCAGGCACUGCUGGCGAGCGGGUCGCAGCAGCAACAGGCGCAGCAGCAACACCUGCAGCAGCAGGCCAUCCAGGUAGUGGUCAAGGAGGACCCUAGAAGCGGUGCCACGUCCAGUUCCAUUAUUAAAAGCCUAUUGGCUACCAAGGUAACAGUCAGCGGCGACUGCAUGCCCAGUGCCGCUGCCACGUGUGUGUCUGCCCCCUCUGCCUGCGUAACAAACACUACUGCUAGCAUCGCAUCCAGCAUCAGUGCCAACCAGCUAACAACCACCAACCAGGUCGCCCAGAGGCAGCAGCAACAGAGGCUACUGCAGCAGCAACUCUCGGGGGUCGUCCAGCCUACGGCGCCCUCGGCGACUCCUGCGGCGACUCCACCCGCUGCGACCCCGAAGGUUCCCGUUAACUCGAAGCAAAAGCCAGCUAUCGGGCCUAUUCCUGCCAAAAAGAUACAAAGACUCAACGGGGCUAAGGUCAUCGUGACUAAUAACUGUGACAAGACUGAGGUAAGCGACAACGAGAACGCGAGCCAAGGGCCGACGACGACGGUCGCGAGCAGCGUGAACGAGAACCACGUGACGACGACGGGGAAGGUGUGCCGACCUCCUCCUCUGGCCCCGCUUCCUGGAGGGAACAAGGUGAACCAGCGAACUAUCUGCACCCCCAUCGCCGAGGACUCGGACUCGACGAACAACUCCUUGGCGUCCAGUAGCGGGAUAGGAGGCAGCAGGGACUGUUCCGGGGUCGGGGCCGAGGAGGAGAACUCCCUGACGAGCUUCGAGGGGAUCCUGUUGAACGGGGCGCCGAGCAACCUGGACAUCGACGCUCAGGAGGAUGGCUCCUCGAAGGACUCUUCGGGACUGGGCACGAAGGACAAGCCCCUACAGAACCUGAUGCUGGCCGACCUGCUCGAGAGGAAGGUCGAGAAGGAGCCGAUAAUGAACGGCGUCCUGGGGAAAAAUUCGAUCAACGAGAAGGGCAUCGACCUCGUCAAGAACCACAUCGAGAAGGUGCUAAAGGAGGCCGCACCGGAGGCGAAGGUGAAGCCCGAGGUCGAGGACAAUAACGGGCUCGCGCGGACGGAGGUUUCCGAGGACGCGUUGAUCGAGCCUCCCUCGAGAGGGAUCAAGCGAUCCGGGAGCGAGACCGAGGUCCUGGAGACGAAGAAGCCGAAGUAUUCGAACGGAACCUCCUCACCCGAUCCUGCGAUGGACCCUGCGGCGGUCGAGUCCACCCUGUCGAGCGUCAAGUCGGAGGAGCAGGACGACGAUAAGGACGGCGAGAAGGCGACGGUGUCUUCCACCGCGGCUAAUCUCUACGCCGCCCUGGCAGCGGACUGUAUAGAGGACGAGACGGAUUUCGAGGAGCAGGUGGGGGUCAAGGAGGAAGCCGUGACGGUGAAAGAGGAGCCCCAGGUCCCGGCGACCCAGCUGGAGCAGCAGCAACGCCAACCGAGUCCGCCGAAUCAGCAGACUCAGCUCCAACAGCAGCAGCAGCAGCAGAUACAGCAACAGCAGAUGCAGCAGCAGCAGCAACAGCAGCUCCAACUCCACCAGCAGCAGCAACAACAGCAACAGCAGCAGCUCAUCGUUGCCGGGCCGAGGCAGAUCGUGGUGCAGCAGACGAUCCAGCCGAACAACCAGGUGAUCAUCCCCGCCGCCACGAUGAAGGCGCGACAGGCUCAGGCGCAGCCUCAAGUCCUUCUGCAGCAGAGUCCCGGAGGCCAGCUGCAGUACGUCGUUUCCGGAGGUGUGCCCGGUCAGAAUUACGUCCUGGCCCAGCCGCAGACCGCCCUGGUCCAGGGCCAAGCCCAGACCGUCCUGGUCGCGCAGACCACCCAGCAGCAGGGCACCGGCGCUAAGACCAUCAUCAUCCUCCAGCCUCAGGCGGCACCUCAGCCCUCAGCGGCCCAGAAGGUUGUCGCCGUCACCCCACAGGGCCAGCAGGUCGUCGUCACCCAGGUGCCACGGCCGGUUUUACAGAGCCCUGCCCUGGGGAAUAUCCCGCCCCCGCUGGUCCCCACCUCGGCGACCCUGCCGCAGACCUCCAUCAUCGUGAACAGCUCCGUCGCUCAGAGCUCCCCCAAUACCGUCACCGUGGCCAACCCCGCGAUCGCCCAGCAGGUCGCCGUCACGACCAGCAUGCCACCCAGGGUGGUCACCCCGACCCCGGCCUCGACGCCGCCCCCGACUCGACCUACGACCCCGCACCAGGCCGCGGCUACUCACGGCCUCGCCGUCAAGCAGCCUGUCAAAAUCGUCAAGACAGUCAACUCCGCCACCUCCAUGGAGACCGAGGCCAAGCCUUCUACCAGCCAGGUCGCCGAGACCAAGACCAUCACCAUCAAGAUCGACCCCAAUGCCUUCCUCUGCGAGUGGAGAGGGUGUCUCAGGCAAUUUAAAACCGCCCAUGAAGUGUACCUUCACGUAUGCGAGGCUCAUUGUCCAACCAGUGGCGAGGAGAUCCUCUGCCUCUGGGCUAGCUGCGAUGGACUGAAGAGGCGCAGGUUCUCCCUGAUGACGCACCUGUACGACAGGCACUGCAACUCGGAGGUGAUGUCGAUGAGAAGGAAACAACUGACCGUCACGGGGAAGACGGAGAUCUCGACGACGACCCCUCCCCCGCCACACCAUCCAGGAUACGCCCCGAAUGCGGCUUUCCAUGCCAUCAAGAGGCAUGCCCUUGAGUUUGUCAAUCCCAAGGAAUUAAUGCAAAGGCCGUCCAAGCCCGCUGCAGCCAUCUCGAGCUCCUCCUCUCCCAGACCUGGGCAAAAUCCUCCGCCGGAACAGGAUGACAACGAAGGUCCAGUGACCAAAAGUAUUCGCUUGACGGCAGCUCUCAUUCUCAGAAACCUAGUCAUAUACUCCGCACACGGAAGGAGGCACCUCCGAGCGUACGAGCCCCACCUGGCAGGCGUGGCCUUGAGCAACGUGGAGUCCUCGAGGACGAUCGCCCAGGUCCUCUACGACAUGAACGACCAGAGCAGCAGCAGUCACAGGUGACCUCUCGAGCCAGGCCUCUAAGAGCGGCUCGCGGAGCCCCAGGAGUUACACGGAAAUCCAGCGUGGAUAUCGCGAGGUCGCCCCGGAAGCGGCAACCUGGACUCGCGGUUGACCUCGCAGCUGACGUCGCAGCUUACCUCGCGGUUGAUCUUUGAAAAAGCCGACAGUGAGCACGGGGAAGCCGAGCGCGCGUGGACGCGCCCGGGCGCAGCGGACUGAGCCCCUCGUCGGGGUGGAGGUCGAGGGCGGCGAUGCAUCUGCCCUUACGCGAAGGUUACGGAAGGGAGGUGCCGAUACGAAGGGCAGGAGGAGGAGACGACGAGGAAGAUCGAAAGAGGCCUACAAACUUACUAGGCAAGGCCAUUGCCAAUCUAGGUAAAGAAAAUAAAAACACACAAAAAAAGAACAAAUUGUAUCGUUAAGGGACUGCGACUAGAGUAACACGAGAGACAAAGACCGGGGACGCGAGUGUUCCGGAACAGUGAGACAAAACGAGAACGAGAUAUAACGUUUCAGAUUUAAUAUUAAUAUUUAUUUUCUCAACGUCGAGGGGAGCGAGCGGCGCCGGCGGGGGGGGGCAGUGUGUGUUUCGAGGUGGACGCGCGUACAAACGAAGGGGACGAGGAAAGGCGAGAGCCGGAGGUGCGAACCUUCGCGCGGGUGUUAAUUAGUUACUUUUUAAUCGGCAUUAUGCGCGGAUGGACUUCUGUUAUUUCUCGUAGCGAGCCACCUGGAUUUUUAAGAGACCCGGGCCCAUUCAUCCGAAAUAUCCGCCGGGAGGGCCGUUGUUUCAUUUUUCUCGCUUAUCAGGGUUGCGCAUCGCGAUUACACCCCCGCAUCUCUGUUGUCUAUAUUUUUUUUCCCCCUCUCGGUUUUUUCCCUUCAACGUUCUAACGUGCUGGUGGAGCGGGUCGCGGCAACCCUUUCGCACCUGGUUCUCCAGGUCGGCGAGAAAUGCGCUCUCGGUGGAUCCGAUUCGUAAGGACGUGGGACAUCGCUCGGGACGGUUCCGAAACUUUAGCCGAAUUUAGUUCGACCCAGGCGACACGUUUUGCUAAUUAUCGUACUAUCUCAACCCAAUCACUCCGAUCGAUUCCGCGUUUCCUAAGAAGACCCGGACUGCGGAUGCGACGAGCGCGGUCUUUCCUUUUUACGAUUUUCCGAACCAACACCACGGAGGAUCGAAUCCCGAAGGGCGCGAUUAACUCGUGGUCUUUUUUCUUUUUUUUCUUCAUCUUUGGAAAGGCGUUUACACUCGUAGCGUUCACCACCUUUUCUCUCGAGGGUUGCGUGUGGGAAUUUUUCAUUCACACGAUGUCGAUUCUAUGUGGCAGAAGAUUGUCUCCUAGCGUUCGGCAGGACGAGGCGAAACGUCCUGGGGGUUAAGGCAGGUCAGGACCGAAGGAUAGAGGCGAUAGAUCCGAAAUCUCGGAAAGAAAUCCGUUGCAAUCAAUGAUAGGAAAUCAAACGUUAGAUUGGUAGGCGGGAAGGAAGACCGGAUUUUAAUCGUUUCUCCAGGUUCCUUUUUUUCUUUUUUUUUUUUUUUACUCGGCGUGACUUACACUUAAGGCUGAGACGGGACACUUGUUUUAACGCUACCGAGGUUUUAUACGACCGGACGUGAAAUCUCAGAGAGGGCAUGGUUCGCAUUUACACGAUCGGUCGCUUGGAUCGAGCCGAAAUACGGAGAAGAAUUCGGAUCUAAGAGGCACCGAAAAGCCAGAGAUGAAAGGGAUUAACGAUGCCCGUUUGUAGUUGAACCAUCGAAUAAUGAAUAAUUACGAUUCGGGAAACUGUGGCCGGAGGUAACGUCGAGGCGAUCGUCCGGAUGGCUAAUUAAGGUAACUCGUAAGACGCGGAAGAAGAUCGAUUAAUCAGAUGACGGUCUAAUUGUAAGUUGCAAUUGCCGUUAGUAAUUGUUCGGUGAGGAGAUUAUAAAUGUAAUCAGCGUUGGAUUCAUCUCUGGUCGGAGCAGGCGGGGGAGGAAAGGGGAGAGAGCACCUAUACAUAUUUGUACAUAUAUAUAGCGGCCGUAUCUCGUUCGACUGUGUUACACAUGGGAAGUUCUGUGUACAUUUCUUCUGGAAGUCGUAGGCUUAACGUCUAAAGAAUCCGAGCUAAGAUAUAUCUGUAUUAUAAUAGAUAUAAAUGACAAGACGUAGAAGUUGCAAGAGAUGAAUUUUUGUAAUUAUUUAAAAGGACGAGCGGAUGUUUCAAAGGCUGGGUCUAAGUAUUAGCGAACAGCCGAGUAAGAGUAAAAACUAAGGACACUAAGUAUAAUAAUGGACCCCGUGCGAGCCUCAAUUAUGUAUUUUAUAUAUAAAUAUAUAAAUAUAUAUAUAAAUAAGAUGAAUUUAUUAUAUAGCCGGACGUUCUAAGGUCGGAGAAUCUUGCAAGAGGCUUUUUUAUUCUAUCAUUUGUAAUUUCUUAGGUUGUAAUCGCUCGGCGCCGUUUGGUACGAUCGUCAGAGGGUCAAUAAAAGGUCGAGGCAUCUCCGUUAAUAGAUUGCCGAGUGGCGGGAGUCCAUUUGAAAAAUGCAAAACCAAUCGGCGUAGUUACGAGGAGGAAACCCGGAGUCGAGGCUCCUACGAAGGAGCAGCCGGUGAUCUCCCGAAAAUAAUAAUAAAAAAAAAAUGAAAAGAAAAGUCGUACAGAGGAUCGAUCGACGGGCUCCGAAAAGCGAUCCGAGAAUACUUGUAUCCUAUGAUUUUCGCGUACCCUGACUCCUAGAGUCCCGGUACGGAUCACCCUGCGUAUUAAGAAGUAAA
Orussus abietinus is the source of this 9471-nucleotide messenger RNA. It is a transcript of the gene Bap170, whose product is annotated as AT-rich interactive domain-containing protein 2. Gene Ontology annotation, biological process: regulation of DNA-templated transcription. Bases 1250 to 6703 code for a protein of 1817 amino acids. Gene Ontology annotation, molecular function: DNA binding. The record is from RefSeq and is a predicted model, not a curated record. NCBI's taxonomy places the organism in Eukaryota, Metazoa, Arthropoda, Insecta, Hymenoptera, Orussidae. The transcript has 18 exons. Gene Ontology annotation, cellular component: SWI/SNF superfamily-type complex.